GGACUACACACAGCCCACCAUACACAAACCAAACAUGAAGGCCUUUAUUGCGUUCGCUUGCCUCGCCAUCGCGACGGCCAAUGCUGGAAUCGCCCAUGGUGGCUACGGUGGCUAUCACGGACACCACGGACACGGUGGCGCCGGCCUGAGCGGAGGUCUCGCCGCCGGAGCGGGCACGGCCCACGCCCUCCAGCAGGGCGCCUCGAGUCUGGGCUCGGGUGGUCUCGGCGCCAACUACGCCGCCGGAGCCGCUUCCGCGGCGGGACACGCCGGCGUGCAGCAGAUCGUCUCGGGUGGCGUGCUCGGCGGCAGGGCCGACAUCGGACCCGCCGAGGGACCCAAGGCCAACGUCGGACCCCAGAGCGGCCCGAGCGACCUCGUGGGACCCCAGGAGGGCGCCAAGUCCAUCGGUGGACCCCGUACCGGACCGGCUAGUCUCGUAGGACCCGCCGCCGGACCCUCGACGCUCGUCGGACCCAGCCAGGGUACCGCCACCCUCGUAGGACCCAGCCAGGCCACCGCUAACCUCGUCGGACCCAGCUACGGUGGUGUCGCCUUCUACGCCGGUUCCGGUGGAAUCAACGGUGACGACGGUAGCUCUGGCUCCGCCGCCGCUGCCGCCCCAGGCGGUCUCGGACACGGAUACGGUGCCGGUGCCAUCGCCGUGAUAGGAGGUGGCCCAGGAAUCCACGGUGGAAUCGGCGGCCAUGACGCCGGUGUCGCCGUGAUCAACGGACCCAGCGGCGCCAUCCACGCCGGUCUCGGCUCCCACGGAGCCAUCAUCCCCGGCCCGAUCCACGGCAAGUGGUAGACACGCUGCUGCUCCUUGAUCACCAUCACGGACGCGCGACGACACCUACCAAUUGCGAGAGAUCUCUACUCGGCUCGGCGACGGCGGCAACAACGACCCCCAACCACAAGCAUAACGCUCUUAUUAUAAACAUUAUACUGGUCAAGAAACCGAUUUUCUAGCGCGUUCUUAUUCUAAUAUGCUCUAGCUCAUGCUCCUAUCUUGUCAUCUUUCUCUCGUCUCUGUGGUUUUUCUCUCUGUAUCUCUGUCUAUUUCUCUCUCUCUCUUUCUUUCUCUCU
Molecule: messenger RNA, 1089 nt
Organism: Trichogramma pretiosum
Lineage: Eukaryota; Metazoa; Arthropoda; Insecta; Hymenoptera; Trichogrammatidae
Gene: apd-3
Product: glycine-rich cell wall structural protein 1-like
Exons: 3
Coding region: 35-811 (258 amino acids)
Source: RefSeq, a predicted model, not a curated record